AUGGCUGAAGCUGCUGCAUCUUUAACAGAUGUAACUCAACCAAAACUUCUAGCUAUUUCAUUUAUAAGUUCACAUAAAGAAAAAUCUUUACUUAUAUAUGGGAUAUGUACGCUUAAUGAAUGUUCAGCUAAAGUGCAUACUGAUUUAUACCGUCAAUUGUUUAAAACGAUUGGCGAUCAUAAUCAUCGUCCGAAGAAAGAGAAACUUAAAGUUCAUGAAUUUCGUGAAAAAGUCAAACAACGAGCAAUAAAUGAAACAACACCUAUUCCACGUAUGUUCUAUUUACUAUUUCAGAGCCGUUUUAACCGCCGAGUACAAGUAAAUCAUACAAAUCUUUGGUCAUUCAUAAAAUUUCAACAAGAUGAAGAAGUUCAUUUUCAUCAUAUGUCUGUUCAGUUCACUACAGGUUCAGAAGCUAGACCAAAACAAGCUAAAACAAUUGUUAUUCAACGUCGUAUAGCUAAUCUUGAUGAACGAUAUUAUGACGGUGUUAUAAAUGCUAUGGAAUACUUGGAUGGUUUAUCAUUUACAGUUGCUAAGCAGAAAAAGUGA
Rotaria sordida is the source of this 552-nucleotide messenger RNA. The record is from the annotation of a GenBank genome assembly. NCBI's taxonomy places the organism in Eukaryota, Metazoa, Rotifera, Eurotatoria, Philodinida, Philodinidae.